Molecule: messenger RNA, 1003 nt
Organism: Rosa chinensis
Lineage: Eukaryota; Viridiplantae; Streptophyta; Magnoliopsida; Rosales; Rosaceae
Exons: 2
Coding region: 146-607 (153 amino acids)
Source: RefSeq, a predicted model, not a curated record
CGCUAACAAUAAAAGGCGCACAAGAAGAGAGCCAGAGUCUCAGAGAGAGAGAAGCUGUGAGAGAAAGAAACCGAAAUUGGGAAUCCAUUUCAGUUUCAAUUUCUAGGGUUUGGAUUUUAGGGUUUGUGGACUUGAGAAACCAACCAUGUCGUCGACGACCGCCACCAACAAAGCGGGACCGGCGUCGGCCCAGCAGAGCAAUGCGAAGCCGGGGCUCCGAAAGCCCGUGUUCGUCAAGGUCAGCGAUCUCAGGCCCGGGACGAGCGGCCACACUCUCGUCGUCAAGGUCAUCAGCUCCACCACCGUGUUGCAGAAGGGCCGAUCGGUGUCUCAGCACCUCCGCCAGACCCGAAUCUCCGAGUGCCUCAUUGGGGAUGAGACCGGGACCAUUCUCUUCACCGCCAGAAAUGAUCAAGUUGACUUGAUGAAACCUGAUACCACUGUUAUUCUCCGGAAUGCUAAGAUCGACAUGUUUAAGGGAUCCAUGAGGCUAGCAGUUGACAAAUGGGGCCGUAUUGAGGUGACCGAGCCUGCAAACUUUGUAGUCAAGGAGAACAACAAUCUCUCUUUAGUUGAAUAUGAGCUGGUGAGUGUUGUAGAAGAAUGAUCGGGGUCUCGUUGCAGCUAGUAUAUUUUAAGAGAAGAAUCAAAAUUCAUAAAGCUUUGAUGGUUGGUUUUGUUCGGAUUUCUUGGUGAUAUGCUGUUACUGCUGCUUGGUUAUGUCCUAUUGGUGAAAUGCUUAGUUUGGGAUUGGUUGGAAGAUGUUUAUGAGAAAAAAGACUUGGUGAUUUUUAAUAUAAUUAUGACAUAGGGUUUGGUUGGAUGUGAGCAGGAACAGCUUGUGCCUUUUACUUAAGGUGGAAAUGUAAACUUCUCAUCUUUAGCACCCCCAACUGUUCUAUUCUUAAACCGCACUAAUCUAUUAUGUGCAUUACAAACUCUCGAAACUCUAAUUCAGGGUUUGAAUUUGGUCAACGGGGGCUGGUUCUGGUCCUCUUUUAUA